AUGGCCACCGAGCAUCUAUCCCACGACGAGUUCUUCUCGCGCCUCAAGAGUCUUUUUAACCAUCAAUCCACGUCCCUCCGUGGCUCUGUCUUCCUUACCCAAAAGCAUCUCUCUGCCUCCUCUACGAGUGAGCCCUCCAGUACAAAAGGCACCUCCGACUCUGCCCUAAAUACCGCAACGACUACAAACGACUCUCUCUCCCCUGGCCGAUCAUCAAUUCUAAUUCGUGCUUCGAAUGGCCGACAUAAAACUGCGAAAGUAAAAGCAUCAACGAUUGUACAGCCAGAAGACCUAGAGACCUUUUAUGCGAGGUAUGCAGAGCUAUGUAAGGUGGGAAUGGUGGGACUAAAGAAAAGAGAUCGAAGUGCAAGAAAAAAGGGGAAAGCGAAGGGGAAGGUUUCAAAGGCAUGA
Messenger RNA from Ophidiomyces ophidiicola, 411 nucleotides. RefSeq lists its product as uncharacterized. The record is from RefSeq and is a predicted model, not a curated record. Gene Ontology annotation, molecular function: endoplasmic reticulum signal sequence receptor activity; 7S RNA binding. Bases 1 to 411 code for a protein of 136 amino acids. Gene Ontology annotation, biological process: SRP-dependent cotranslational protein targeting to membrane. Gene Ontology annotation, cellular component: signal recognition particle, endoplasmic reticulum targeting. Lineage: Eukaryota; Fungi; Ascomycota; Eurotiomycetes; Onygenales; Onygenaceae. The transcript has 2 exons.